AUGCCUACACGUCCAAAUCUUCCAAAAGAACAUAUAACAUUAUUACAAAAUUUUGUUCAGUUAUGUGAUAGAAAUCCAGAAAUUCUGGAUUCUCCAGACUUGGAAUUUUUUAGAAUAUGGUUAAUUAAACUCGGUGCUAAGAUUGAGCAAAAAUCAUCAACAACGUCUGAUGAAACUCAUGGUUUCGACAAUGCAUCAUCUCAUUCUCAUUCACAUUCGGGUGGUUGUUGUGGUGAUCACGAGGGAAGUGAAGAUACAAAAAAACAAAAUGCACACGAACAAGAAAUGAAAGAUGAAACUGAUCCAGAAAGUGAAUUGGAAUUUGAUCGAGAAGGUGUUGUUGAUCCGGAUAACGAUGAACCUCAAGUAAUGGGUGACCCAGAUGCUGAAUUAACGGAUGCUAUGUUGGAACAAGCUGAUGCUAAACGAAGUGAAGCACAACAAAAAUUAGGUGAAGGUCAUUUAGAUGAAGCAAUUAAAUUAUUUACAGAGGCAAUUCAAAAUAAUCCACAAUCGGCCAUACUUUAUGCAAAACGUGCACAAUGUUAUGUCAAAUUGCAAAAACCAAAUGCAGCUAUUCGAGAUUGUACACGAGCAUUAGAAAUUAAUGAAAAUUCGCAACAAGCAUUAAAAUGGAGAGGAAAAGCACAUCGUAUGUUGGGCAAUUGGGAAGCUGCUUAUAAAGAUUUUUGUAAGGCGCAACUAUCCGAUUUUGACGAUGAUGUACAGCAAUGGAUUAGAGAAGUUGAAGUCAAUGCUAAAAAAGUAACCGAGCAUAAGCGUAAAUAUGAACGUAAACGUGAAGAAAAAGUAUUGGAAGCAAAACGUGAACGACUACGAGCUUAUGAAAAAGCGAAAAAAGAAGAAGCCGAACGACGUAAACAUGAUUCAUCAGGUGAACAAGAAUUUCCAGGCUUUCCAGGUGCUGGUGGAGCUGGUGGCUUUCCAGGCGGCUUCCCAGGAGGUGCCGGUGGAGCAGGUGGCUUUCCAGGCGGUGCUGGAGGAGCUGGUGGUUUAGGUGGAUUAGGAGCGUUUAUGAAUGAUCCAGAGAUUAUGGCCGCAUUACAAGAUCCAGUUGUUCAAACAGCUUUUGCUGAAAUUAGUAGUAAUCCAGCCAAAAUUGCAGAAUAUCAAAAUAAUCCAAAAGUACGUAAAAUUAUGGAAAAAAUUGCCGGUAAAUUUGGUGGUGCCGGAGGAGGAGGAGGAAUGCCCGGAGGCAUGGGCGGUAUGCCUGGGUUUCCAGGUGGUAUGGGUGGAAUGGGUGGAUUUCCCGGAGGAAUGGGUGGAAUGGGUGGUGGUUCGUCGUCAGCAAAUUCUGCUAAUGAUCUUGAUUAA
Molecule: messenger RNA, 1335 nt
Organism: Didymodactylos carnosus
Lineage: Eukaryota; Metazoa; Rotifera; Eurotatoria; Philodinida; Philodinidae
Source: the annotation of a GenBank genome assembly